This is a messenger RNA of Colletotrichum graminicola M1.001, 342 nucleotides long. RefSeq lists its product as uncharacterized. Bases 1 to 342 code for a protein of 113 amino acids. The transcript has a single exon. The record is from RefSeq and is a predicted model, not a curated record. NCBI's taxonomy places the organism in Eukaryota, Fungi, Ascomycota, Sordariomycetes, Glomerellales, Glomerellaceae.
AUGGCUGGCGUGACGGAGCAGGUUCUCCAGAGCUGCUUCUUCACGCAGCUGGGUAGGGUCAGAUCACAUCAGAGGUCCAAAACGUAUGACACUCCUAUCGCGUGGGUUGAGAGGUUUGGGGCGAACGCAAACGUCGGAACUUCCAACACCGACGGCCUGUUCGUCGCCAACGGGCUGCCUCCGGACAAGCUCCCAAUGCCCCGAGGCUCAUACUCCGUUUUCCAGUGCCAGGUCAGUUCCUGCCUCAAAGCCAUGAUCUUCUCCGUGCCCUUAUUGGAGGAUGAGCAGGCGUUUCUAGUUCUGGUAUCUGAAGAUCUGGUAGAUAAGAGCAAGGUGCCCUAG